This is a messenger RNA of Colletotrichum karsti, 804 nucleotides long. RefSeq lists its product as uncharacterized. The transcript has 2 exons. Bases 1 to 804 code for a protein of 267 amino acids. The record is from RefSeq and is a predicted model, not a curated record. Lineage: Eukaryota; Fungi; Ascomycota; Sordariomycetes; Glomerellales; Glomerellaceae.
AUGGCCGAAGUACUCGCAGUCGCCUCCGGUGCGGUCGGUCUUAUUGCCGGUGCCUCACAAGGCAUUAGGGCCCUCUCAGAAGAGAUCAAUCGCAUGCGAAACGCUCCUGAGGACCUCUCGAACGUCAGAAGACAGCUCCAGAGCGUCGAGCACAUCGUCGAGAGCAUCCGGAUUUCGGUCCAGGCUGAUGGUGCUGAGACAACUCCGGCCACCCAGAACGACACCAUCGUGACUGCGCUGAGAGACUGCAGCAACUCGUGCAAGAAUUUCCGUUCCGAGUUCCAAACUCUCUUGGUGAACGGAGAGCCCGGCCUCAGGGAAAGAUUCAGAGCCGCCUGGUACAAGAACAGAGUCAACGCUCUCUUGGCGGACAUCCAUAGCUGCAAGUCGACCGUCAGUCUUGCCCUCAGCGGCGCCAACUAUUUCGCAGCGUGCGAGCAGUACAAGCAGCUCCAGGUGCUUGCUACGAGAGAGUCGAAGCAACACCAACAGCAGCAGGGCCCCUCCGCUAGUGAGCAGAAUGCUCGCAUCGAUCAGCUGACGGCUGAGUUGGAGAGAGCCAUGCCGUGGGCGAGACGUUACCAGGAGCAGGUGGCAUUUCUUAAAGCGCAGGUCGACCAGCGACAGACCAACCUGGAUAUGGGCCAUGUGGAGAUGCUGAACUCAAGGGGCGCAGUCGGCAUCACCAACGCGGACGGAACUGAGGGCGACUUGAAUGUCAAGAUUGGCGAUGUGAGAGCUGAAAGUUCCAGAGCGGUGAUUGGAUACUCCAAGAAUGUGGACGUCAAUGCGCUCUUCAAGUGA